CUCAGCAGCUACGGCCCACGCCGCCGCAUCCGAAGCCGACUCCCACGCGCAUGGAUCCCGACCAGGUCGCCGCCGCUGGGGUCCAGCACGACUACCUCGGCGACACUAGCACUUCCGCAGACGGGGGCUGCGGUGGCGGCGGCGGCGGUGGCGACAGCUGGGGGCGCGCGCUGCUUCGCCGGGGGUGGGACCUGUCACGGAAGGCCGCCAUCGCCGGCGUCGCGGCCACGGCCGCGCCCGUCGUGGCCCCGCCCCUGCUCGUCCUGUCCCUCGCCGGCGUCGCGCUGUCCCUGCCCUUCGCCGCCUACCUCGCCAGCCUCGUCGCCACCGACCGCCUCAUGGCCGCCCUGCUGCCGCCGCCCCGGACCCAGCCAUGCCGCACCUACGACCUCGAAGACGAUGAGUUCUUGGACGCAUCAGAAGCGCACGGCGGCGAGGCCCCUGCGUUCGACUACUGGGGAGAGGCCGAGGACGACGCCAUCAUGGAGGAAGACGACAGCUACGCGUCGUUGCCUCUGUCACGGCAAUGUCGUCUCUCCGAAGAACCGGUGCCGGCAUGGAACGACGAGGAGGAUCCGAAGUCACAAGGUGAAUUUCGUCUCCAAGAAUCAGGACACGAGUCGCUUGUGUUGGAUAAUAGGGCACAGAAAGAGGAGGACAGCGAGUACAUUACCAUGGAGGCGAUGCCCCCGCGGGGCUUUGACGAUUCCAGAUCAGCAGCACCGGAAUUGUGCGAGGAAGACGAGAAACCAGUCCAAGAGUUAUCUGUAGAAGCUCCGGUUGCUGCCGAGGAACCAGUCCAGGAGUUGUCUGUAUCAGACAAUGGGGAUAAAACAGAGGAUGGCAAGCGCACAGCUAAGGAGGAAAUGGAGUCUAGCAAAGAGAUGGUGUUACCGGCCAUCGACAUGGACACCUCUGAAGUGAGUGGCUUCCCACUGCCGGUAUUGGGCGAAGUCGAAGAUGAUGUAGUGGUUCAGAGAGCGGGAGAAUCUGAAGUUUCGGUAUCUGAAGUUGGGGAUAAUACAGAGGAGAUGCUGAACCUCGUCUCGGCAAAAUCUGAGGAGAUGCCACCACAGGAGGUUGAUGUUUCUGAAUCAUCGGUGCGGGAUGAUAACACGCGGCAGAGCAAGAUGGAAGGUGAUGUAACAGUGGAGAUGGUGCUGGAGGAAGUGACGGUUAACACCAAUCCUGUUACAGAGGAGGUGGUUGGUGUGCAAAUGGAUGCCAUUGCCACUGAACUGCCUGAAUGUGAGCCUCUGUACCAGAGUGAUCUUGUGGUUCAGGAGCCACAGGCGAUGGCAGAAGCUGCUUAUGUUAAUGAUGUUCCUGAGAGUACUUUAACAGAUGUUGUACUGGGUAUUGGUGAUAAAGAUACAAAGGGUGUGGAGCACAAUGGUGAGGAAGAUGUUUCUGGUGUCGUUUCAGUGGUGACCGUGAGUGAUGUUGCAGAUCUCACUUGCAGUACGAGCGCACCGAAUGUCUCAGCCAUCAGUGAUGAUAUGAUGAAUGUUGAAAGUAGGCCAGAUGUUGACCACUCUAAUCAGAUAACUGGUGUCGAACACACACUGGCGACAAAGGGAUUGGGGAAGAAAGAGCUAGUUGAGGACAAGUCCAUGAAAACGGAGGAGAGCAAAAGCAUGAGCGACAAGGUGCCUACUAGGAGCAUGGCACCACAAGACAUUGAUGUUUCUAAACCACCAGCGCUAGAUGAUCAGAGCAAGAGAGAAGAUGAAGUAACCGUGGAGACGGUACUGGAAGAAGUGACGAGUACUACUGAUCUUGAUACAGGGGAGGUGGUUGGCGUGCAAGUGGACGUUAUCACAAGCCGAAGUGAGUCACUGCCACUGAGUGACCUUGUGCCACAAGAGUUACAGCCGGUGACUGAAGCUGCAACUGUUGAUAGUAUUCAGGGAAGUACUGUAAGGGGAGACUUUGUGACGGAUAUUGAUGAUACAAGCACAGAGGGUGUGGAGCACCACAGUGAGGGAGGCGCUUCCAGUUUUAUCUCAGGGGCAUCUGUGGUGGCCAUGGAUGAUGCUGAGGAUGUUAUGUCCAGUAGGAGAAAGCCUUAUGUCUCUGCCAUCAGAGAAGAUAUAAAGAGUGUCGAAGGUAGGCCAGAUGUCGAACACCUUCAUGAAACAACUGGUUUUGACCACAAGCUGACGAAUGAAGGACUCGAGAGGAAGAUUGUAGCUGAAGACAAGGACAACUGUACAGAGGAACAGUUGAGGGAGCAGCUUGAUACACUAAUAACAAUAACUGGGUACCGCCCCGCGACAUCUUCGACUCUAGAAGCCGAGCUUGCCCGGUUAUACAUUUUCGUGGGCGUGGAACCCCCUGUCAGCUCGAGAGAUGCAUCGGACCUGACGGAGAUCAACAUGAAACUCCAGUUCUUGAAAUCGAUCAUAGGAGUGGAGUGAAGAUCUGAGAGGGGAUUAUUGAGUGCUCAGGAAUUUUGGUGUUGUGUACAAAGCAUAAAAUUUCAGCAGUCCACGGUCCUGGCCGCAAAUGAACUCUGUUAGACAGUUGAGGACCAUGUAUCUA
Molecule: messenger RNA, 2544 nt
Organism: Panicum hallii
Lineage: Eukaryota; Viridiplantae; Streptophyta; Magnoliopsida; Poales; Poaceae
Exons: 3
Coding region: 51-2420 (789 amino acids)
Source: RefSeq, a predicted model, not a curated record